Molecule: messenger RNA, 376 nt
Organism: Staurois parvus
Lineage: Eukaryota; Metazoa; Chordata; Amphibia; Anura; Ranidae
Source: the annotation of a GenBank genome assembly
UGAUUUUGCAUUUCCAGGAAGAGAACUGUAUGUAAACAAUACAGUUCUCUCCCCUGUCAGCUCCUGCACACUGCUUUGCAUGGCUGUGCAUAGCAGAGCCAUACAAAUCAGUGUGCUUACAGUGGAAAGCACACACAGCCCACAGUAAAACAGUGCAUAUCACACAGUUAACCCUUUGAUCGCCUCUCAUAUUAACCCCUUCAUGCCCAGUGCCAUUAGUACAGUGUCAUUGCUUUUUAUUAGCACUGAUCACUGUAUUGAUGUCACUGGGGAUGUCAGUGACAACAAGUCAGUUUCCCCCAGUGUCAGAAUGCCUGCCGCAGUCCCACAUUCCUACUAUAAGUCGCUGAUCACUGCCAUUACAAGUAAAAAUAAA